GGAAUCCCUCGGAACCCUCGACCGGACACUUAUUACAUAUUUGGCUACCCUGCCAGCUCAUAUCGCCGGUCUCUGAAGCAGCACUGCAGCCGUUGCAGCGAUCAUUAGCAUUUCCUCACGUGGAAUCUUCCGCGCCUAUCACAGCGCUCAUCAGUCUGUGCGUCAGCAAGUUGAUACGGGUCAGGGAUUCAAUUGGCGCUGACGACAGCGGCUGAUAAGAGAAUGGUCAUGUAGCGCGUCAGUGUCGCUGUAGUAAGUCAACGGCCCCUCGGUCUUUUACGACCUUGUACGCCCUGAACACAAGCUCCCGGAACCCUUGACCGGAGGCAUACUACUACAUACUACUACUACCUAACCACAUCUUGCCCCUUUCGAACUGGGCCACACUCUACUCUCAGCAACCUAAACGCUUUGUUAUUUGACACCGUGAAGCAGUUGGCCCCUCAAUUUUGGAUGGAGGACGACAGCAACUAUGACGAUAGUGAUAAACUUACUGUAUUGCCGCUCGGCGCUGGCCAAGAAGUGGGAAGAUCAUGCAUUCUGUUGAGCUUCAAGGGGAAAAAGAUUAUUCUGGACUGUGGCAUACACCCUGGAUUACGGAACAAAGAAAGUCUACCUUUUAUCGACGCUAUUCCUGACAUACAGACCGCGGAUUUAAUUCUCAUUAGCCACUUUCAUCUAGAUCACUGCGGUGGUUUGCCGCACCUGUUGCUGAAAACAGGCAUAAAGGCGAAAUGUUACAUGACACAUGCUACCAAGGCCAUAUAUCGUUACUUACUGGGUGAUUUUGUUCGAGUCAGUAAUGCCUCCGGCGUUCCUGAUCAGUCGCUGUACACAGAUCGUGACAUAAUUUCAAGCUUAGAUCACAUCGAGACAUUGGACUUCCAUCAAGAACUUGAAGUGAAUGGCAUCAAGUUUACAGCGUUCCACGCUGGCCAUGUUCUGGGUGCCGCCAUGUUUCUCGUAGAAAUCGCAGGGGUUAAGGUCCUCUACACCGGAGAUUUCAGCCGUCAAGAAGACCGUCAUUUAAUGUGCGCCGAAAUCCCACCUGUUAGACCUGACGUGCUAAUCACAGAGGCCACGUAUGGUAUUCAUAUUCAUGACAAACGGGAGGAACGUGAGGCUCGCUUCACUCGCCUAGUGCACGAUAUCGUUGGACGAGGUGGCCGAUGUUUAAUUCCCGCUUUCGCACUUGGUCGGGCACAAGAAUUAAUGCUCAUACUGGAUGAGUAUUGGGCUGAGCACCCGGAGUUACACGAUAUUCCCAUUUAUUACGCAAGCCAGUUGGCUCGUAAGUGUAUGGCAGUCUACCAGACAUAUGUACAUGCAAUGAAUGAACGAAUCCGCAAUCAGCUGGCCAACAAUAAUCCAUUUUGUUUCCGUCAUAUUUCAAAUUUAAAGAGCAUUGAGCACUUCGAUGACUCCGGUCCAUGUGUUGUGAUGGCUAGCCCGGGUAUGAUGCAGUCCGGUAUGAGUCGUGAACUGUUCGAGAAUUGGUGCACAGAUCGCCGAAAUGGAGUCAUAAUCGCCGGCUACUGCGUAGAAGGCACGUUGGCCAAACAGAUUUUGUCACUACCUUCCGAAAUCCCCACGAUGUCUGGACAAACUUUGCCACUGAAAUGUUCGGUGGACUACAUAAGCUUUUCCGCCCAUACGGACUACCAGCAGACCAGUGCUUUCAUUCGCGAACUUAAACCGAACUACGUGAUUCUUGUUCACGGCGAGCAAAAUGAAAUGCUCCGAUUGGCUGGCGCCUUACAACGUGAGUAUGAGGACGAUGAUACUUGCUGUCUUGAACUCUUCACACCGAAGAACUGCGUUCCGGUCAAUUUGCGAUUCCGAGGCGAAAAGGUGGCCAAGGUGCUUGGAAGCUUGGCUAGAUGUACUCCAAAACACAACCAGUCUAUAUCUGGCGUGCUGGUGAAGAAAAAUUUUGCCUAUCACAUUCUGACUCCCGAGGAGCUCCCAACCUACACCGAACUUGCAACGACCAUAGUCAAUCAACUGAUUGCCAUUCCUUUUGGUGGCAGUGCCAGUCUACUCAAAUUUCACCUUUCAUUGCUGGCUGGCACGGUUGAGGUGCAGAUGCACAAGCCGGACGUAACCAAGUUCCGUGUGUUCGACGCGAUCAAUGUCACAUGGCGGUCGCAACAAGUAAACUUAGAAUGGCAGUCCAAUCCCACGAACGACAUGUAUGCAGAUGCGGUACAAAACGUCGUGCUCCGUGCAGCAAUGCAAGGAAUGCCUACCCGAGGACUUCCACAGUUAGUGGAGCCGCAGAAGAAGCAGUUUCACAUGGCACUGGAAGUUACAUUACAAGAUGCUUUCGGAAUGGGCUGUCUUGAAGUCAAUCAAAUCGAUCCAAACGCCAAAUCAGUGCUAGUUUGUGUGGACUCACAUGUUGCAGAAGUGAACUUGGAGGAUUUAAAUUACAAAUAACUUGCUGUCGUAUGUUUUGAGACUAUGAUAUAAGCAAGGGUGGUGCCGUUCAGCGUCACAUCUUUCAUCCUUAGGAUAUCACAUUCUAAACUGUUAUAUCAGUGUCCCCUUGGAUGUGUGUAAUCUUGAAACCAGAAAGACGUCCCUGAUGUUCCGGAGGUCACGUUAAAGUUGCACGACUGUACUUCGGAGCAUGCUCCGGACAAUCAGUACCACUACGGCGUGAUACUGGGUUGCACUACUAUUACCCCUCAGGUAACUGCCAAGCAGUUCUCUUUAUGUUCCAAAUGUUCCGUAGAAUUGACAUAGCUCUUAUGUCAAAGAAAGCUAUCACGUUGAAUUAAUCCACAUUCUAACCUUACUCGCCGUCAGUCGUUUGUUAUCAGCAAUGUGAUUCCUCUCACCUCUCCCGUUUUAGACCGUUCGUUGUGAAACAAACUCCAGACUAGAACAUGUGAUCCGAGUCAUGGUGCAGAGACUGAGUCACUGCAUAUCCGCUGUGUGACUUCGUCGAGAAAGAGAAAAGCUCAGUCAUCUGUUCUAUAUGCUUUUGUACAAUUUGUAGCAUUUAUUGCAAAAAUCUAAAAUAUUUAUAUGCAAGUGACUGGCUGAUCCGAGGGCACCACAUCGGGGGGAUAUUUUUAACGAUCAUAUACCCUAGCCUAUAAGUCCGCACUACUUACCGUAAUCAGCGCCAUGUGCUGACAUUUUAAUUUCGCG
Molecule: messenger RNA, 3159 nt
Organism: Dicrocoelium dendriticum
Lineage: Eukaryota; Metazoa; Platyhelminthes; Trematoda; Plagiorchiida; Dicrocoeliidae
Source: the annotation of a GenBank genome assembly